Molecule: messenger RNA, 1027 nt
Organism: Fundulus heteroclitus (mummichog)
Lineage: Eukaryota; Metazoa; Chordata; Actinopteri; Cyprinodontiformes; Fundulidae
Gene: pdf
Product: peptide deformylase, mitochondrial
Exons: 3
Coding region: 157-909 (250 amino acids)
Biological process (GO): peptidyl-methionine modification; N-terminal protein amino acid modification
Cellular component (GO): mitochondrion
Molecular function (GO): peptide deformylase activity
Source: RefSeq, a predicted model, not a curated record
GGUGCUGAUAGUGCGCAUGCGUGGCUGAGCAGGAAGUGAUCCUGCAGAGCAUGUAUCGCUUGUCCUGGGUUCUCCUCUAGAACAUGGGACCUCUGUGAGCUCAGGUUGCUUCAGCCUCUGUGGACCUGAAGCCUGGCCUCCUGCUGCUGCUCCACCAUGGCCUCCAGGUCCUCUCUGCUCCUGCUCUCCUGGUCCAGAUUCAGACUCUGUGCAUCCAGAACUCCCUGCUUCGCAUCCGGACCAUCGACCCAAACGACUCCUCUUCCUCACGUCUCAGUCUGCAGACGCUCUUUGUCUAGUAACGUUAAAGUGCGCUCCUAUCUGCAGUAUGUAAAGCGGAAGCUCAAGUCCCCCCCGACCCCCCCCUACACCCACGUGUGCCAGGUAGGAGACCCCGUCCUGCGUUCUGUGGCAGCCACUGUGGACCCGGCAGCCAUCACAGGUCCGGAGAUCCAGAAGGUUCUGGGCACCAUGGUGAAGGUGAUGAGGAGGCUGGAGUGCGUGGGGCUGAGUGCGCCUCAGAUCGGCGUGCCGCUCCGCAUCCUGAUGCUUGAAUAUCCGCAGAAGCUGCUUGAGGAGGUGUCUCCUGCAGCCAGGGAGGCCCGGGCUCUCUCGGUGCAGCCCCUCAGGGUCUUUGUGAACCCGGUGCUGCGGGUUCUGGACAGUCGGACGGUCCAGUUUCAGGAGGCCUGUGAGAGCAUCUCCGGCUUUUCUGCCACCGUGCCUCGCUUCCUGUCGGUGGAGGUGUCCGGCCUGAAUGAAAAAGGCGACGCCGUCACCUGGCGUGCCAGCGGCUGGCCCGCUCGCAUCGUCCAGCACGAGAUGGACCACCUGGACGGGCUCCUCUACAUCGACCGCAUGGACACCAAGACCUUCAUCAACAUCAACUGGCAGGAGCAGAACGAGUAACGGGCCGGGCCGAAGUUCUGCUUCAGGACGGAAGCCCUGAAGGACACGGGGACUUUAAUCCUGUAUCUGAUGACCCAAACGGGUCAGCUGUGAAUAAUAAAGUCUAAGAAGGAUUAAA